AUGUCAAGUAAUACCUCAUUAUUAGCUUAUAAUUUACUACACAUGGAAAUUGUUAAAUAUCAUACUUCAUGUGUUGAAUCUAUUAAUAAGAAAAAAAAAGAAUGGUCUUUAAAAAAUAAUGGAGAAUUAGAUGUUUGUGGUAUAUUAAAACAAGAUGAUCCAGUUAUUUCACAACUUUUUACACAGGGAUCUGUUGAAACAAGAUUAGAAUUAAUGGGAUUUAGGAUUGGGCAAACAAUAUGUGAAAAAGUUUCAAAAGACACAAAUAGAUUAUCUUCAUCAUUAGAAAUAAUGAAAUUUAUAUGUAAAGAAUUUUGGUUAUUUAUAUUUUCAAAACAAGCUGAUAACCUUAAAACUAAUAAUCAGGGAAUAUUUGUUAUUUUUGAUAAUAAAUUUUCAUUAUUAAUGAAUUUUUCACAUGGAAAACGAUUUGUAUCAAAAAGUGGUUAUUAUUUGGCACUUCCAUCAGGUAUAAUACGUGGUGCCUUACAUUCAUUAAAUGUUAAGGCUAUCGUUACAGCAUCAACAGAAUUGAUACCAGGGGCAAAAUUUCAAAUACAUUUACAACCUAAUUAA
Messenger RNA from Strongyloides ratti, 576 nucleotides. RefSeq names its product Transport protein particle (TRAPP) component family and NO signalling/Golgi transport ligand-binding domain-containing protein. Bases 1 to 576 code for a protein of 191 amino acids. Gene Ontology annotation, cellular component: TRAPP complex; cis-Golgi network; trans-Golgi network. The record is from RefSeq and is a predicted model, not a curated record. Lineage: Eukaryota; Metazoa; Nematoda; Chromadorea; Rhabditida; Strongyloididae. The transcript is spliced from 2 exons. Gene Ontology annotation, biological process: endoplasmic reticulum to Golgi vesicle-mediated transport; regulation of GTPase activity.